CAUUGGCCGGCGCCGGCGGCGCCAACCGGAAGCGGCGCCGUGAGGGAGGGAGCGCGCGGGCGGCGCCGCCAUCUUGGCCCGGUGGCGGCCGUGGCGGCGCUCGGGACCCGCGGCGGCCCCGCCAUGGCCGCGAACCUCGGCGACCAGCGCGAGUGGGCCGCCCCGUUCGCGCUCGGGCCCGGCGCCGGCCCCGCGCGGGAGGAGCCGCCGGCACCCGCCGAGAACCCCGAGUGGGAGAAGGCCCGGCAGGCGCUGGCCAGCAUCAGCAAAGCCGCGGCCGGAGGAGCCAAAACAGCGGCGGCGGCGACGGGAGGAGGAGCGCAGUACCCCCCCCCCGCGCAGGGGGACCCCUCUCUGCAGCCGCAGCCCCCCCAGUACUACCAGUGGUACCAACCCUACGGGGGGGGCUACUACCCCUACGGAUACUACUACCCACUGGGGGUGUACCCCGGUUAUGGGGCGCCCACCGCCCCCUACGCCGCGGGGGGAGGGGCUCCUACGCCGCCGCCCCCCCCCAGCAGCAGCCCCCCGCCCCCCCCCCCAGCAGCAGAGCGGCCUGGGCCAGCAGCCCCCGGUGCCCGGCCUGGAGGAGGCGGCGCCGUUCGGGACCCCCCCAGCCCCCCCCACGCCGCCCCCCCCCAGCCGCAGCCCCCUCCCCACGGCGGGGAGGGGCGGGGGGGGGGGGGGGACCCCCCCGGGGGGCUCCACCCCCCUACCCCUUCCCCCCACUACGGCGAGGGGCCCCCCCGAAGGGCAAGAAGGGGGGGGGGGCAGCUCUGGAGCCGCAUGAAGCAGGCUCCGGGCUCGGGGGGUCUCAAGUUCCAGCUGCCCAAGCGCCCCUUUGUGCUGCCCCCCCCGGCCUUUGGGAGCAGCCCCGGGGGGGCGGCGCCUUCGGGGGCCUCCCCCGGCCCCGAGAAACUCCACGGGGGGCACGGGGAGCCCCGUGGGGCAGCAGGAAGGGGGAAACCCGAGGACUGGCCCCCUGAGAUGAAGGCGUACGUGCAGCGCUGCUUCACGGCCUGCGAGUCCGAGGAGGACAAGGACAGGACGGAGAAGCUGCUGAAGGAGCUGCUGCAGGCGCGGCUCCAGGACGGAUCCGCCUUCACCAUCGACUGGAGCCGCGAGCCCCUGCCCGGUUUGGGCCGGGACGGCUCCUCCAGCCCCAAGAAGAAGCGCUGGGAGCUGCCCCCACGCCCCCCGGGCUCGGGGGGCCCGGCCCCCGCCCAGAGAGGGGGUCCCGGGGGGUCCCGGGCCCGCGGGGGCGGCGCCUUCCCCACCAAGUGGAACAGGAACGUGUUCAUGAAGGAGAACAGCUCCUCCUCCAGCGGCUCCCGCUCGCGGUCACGCUCAUCGUCACGGUCACCGGGGCGCCGCUGCCGCCGCAGUGACUCCGACUCGGACUCGUCGGCUUCGGGGGCCGAGCCCCGGCCCGGGGGGCGCAGGGGGGGCCCCCCCAAACCCCGCGGCGGGGGGGGACCCCUGGAACGGGGCCGGGCACGGGCCCAGCGCGGCAAGAGGUACUGGGCAUCCCCCCCAGGCCGGAGCCGGGUCCCCCCCGCCGCGCUCGCCGCCGGCCGCCCCCCCGACCCCGAGGACCCCGAGCGGGAGCUGCGGCGCCAGCGCCGGGCCCAGCGCUUCCAGGGGGGGGGCAACCCGGGGGGGGACACCCCAAAAAAAACCCGGCCCAACCCCCCCCCGGCCCCGGGGAGCCCCCCCGGGCCCGGCCCCGCCGAGGGCUUGGACUGGGACCAGCUCAAGAUCCUGGGAACCUGCCAGGAGGUGACCAAACGGUACCUGAGACUCACCUGUGCUCCUGACCCGGCUACUGUGAGACCUGUGCCUGUUCUGCGCCAGGCUCUGGCUCUGGUUCGCUCCCAUUGGCAGCAGCACCGCGACUACGCCUGGGCCUGCGAGCAGCUGAAAUUGCGCCAGGACCUGACGGUCCAGGGCGUCCGCACCGAGUUCACCGUUGAGGUUUACGAGGCUCACGCCCGCAUCGCCCUGGAGAAGGGCGACCACGAGGAGUUCAACCAGUGCCAGACGCAGCUGAAGGCGCUGUACGGGGAGAACCUGCCCGGCUGCGUGGGCGAGUUCACGGCGUACCGGAUCCUCUACUGCAUGUUCACCAACAACUCCCGGAGGUCAGCGGGGUCCCCAAAACCCCGGGGGGGUCCCCAAAACCCCGGGGGGGUCCCCAGAACCUCGGGAGGGUCCCUGGAGCUCCAGGGGCUCCCCCAGAAUUUUUGGGGGGGCUCUCAUGACCCUGUGACCCCCCUGUCCCACACAGAACUGACCACGGAGCUGGCCCUGCUGCCCCCGUCUCUCCGCUCUGACCCCGCCGUGUCCCACGCCCUGGCCCUUCGCGCCGCCUGGGCCCUGGGGCUCUACAGCCGCUUCUUCCGCCUGCACGGCUCGGCCCCGGCCAUGGGCCCGCGCCUCAUCGACCUCUUCGCCGAGCGCGAGCGGCGCCGCGCCCUGCGCGCCAUCAUCAAGGCCUACCGCCCGGCGCUGCCGACGGCCCAGCUGGGCCCACUUAUGGGGCUGGAGCCCCCCGAGCGCCGCCGCUUCCUGGGGGGGCUGCCCCUCACCUUCACCGGGCCCGACCGCGGCGCCAUCGACUGCCGGCAGAGCCUGGCGGCGCUGCCCCACAUCUGAGCCUCCGCGACCCACGGCAGCCGCGGCGGGGCCGUGGGCACAGGGAGGGACCCGUGGGGCGCGGAUCUGCCCCACGGCCACGGCUGCUGCCCCACGGCGGCUGCCCCACGGCUGCUGCCCCCACGGCUGCUGCGGCUGCCCCACGGCUGCUGCAGAGGAGGGGAUUUGGGGUGGGGGAUUGAUCUGUGGGGCCCAGAUCUGCCCCACAGCUGCUGCCUCAUGGCUGCUGCCCCAUAACCAACCGCUGAGUACAGGAUUGGGGGCCAGGGAUUGAUCUAUGGGGCCUGGAUCUGCCCCACAGCCGCUGCCCCACAGCUGCUGCCCCAUAACCAACCGCUGAGAACAGGAUUGGGGGCCAGGGAUUGAUCUAUGGGGCCUGGAUCUGCCCCACAGCAACUGCCCCACAGCUGCUGCCCCAUAACCAACCGCUGAGAACAGGAUUUGGGGUGGGGAACCCACUUGUAGGGCCUGGAUCUGCCCCAUGGCCGCUGCCCCACGGCUGCCGCCCCAUAACCUUCUCUUCCCCCCUCAGCAGCCACAGAAGGGGGGAUUUGGGGUGGGGACCGAUGUGUGGGGCCGGGAUCUGCCCCACGGCUGCUGCCCCACAGCUGCCGCCCCAUAACCAACCGCCGAGUACAGGAUUUGGGGUGGGGACCGAUGUGUGGGGCCGGGAUCUGCCCCACGGCCACCUCCUGCCCCACAGCAGCCGCCGGGGGGACGUGGGGCGGGGAGAGGGGCCCGGAGCUGCCCCAUAGCGGCUGCCCCAUAGCGGCUGCCCCAUAGCGACUCUGGGGGGGCCUCAGGGCGGGGGCAGAGCCUCUGCUUGGGGGGGCAGAGCCGCCCCACAUUUCCCCCCCCCCAUCCCCCAGCUGCGUUUUUAACCGUGCCUCAGUUUCUCUCUCUUCUUCCUGCUGCCGAGGUCUCGGCCCCCGCCCCACGGAGAGACCCCCGCCCCACGGAGGAAGGAGAGACCCACGGAGAGACCCCCAGGCCGCGGCCCCCGCCCCACACGGAGCCUCGACCCCACGGAGAAACCCCCCCGGGACCCCCCCGCCGCCGCCGCCCGCGGAGCCCCCCCCGCCCGCUCCCCGCCCCACCGCAGACUCGGGGGGCUCCCCCCGCGCCCCACAACCGCCCCGGGGGGGCUCGGGGACUCCGCCGCCGCCGCCGCCGCCGCCAUCGCUUCUCCUCCUCCUCCCCUGGGUCUUUGCGCUGCUCAAACCCCCCCUUUUUUGGUUCGUAUUUAAUUUAUUUCCACCUCCCCCUC
Molecule: messenger RNA, 3922 nt
Organism: Poecile atricapillus (Black-capped chickadee)
Lineage: Eukaryota; Metazoa; Chordata; Aves; Passeriformes; Paridae
Gene: LENG8
Product: leukocyte receptor cluster member 8
Cellular component (GO): nucleus
Source: RefSeq, a predicted model, not a curated record